UCUCGCCAGUCUGCUUGUAACUGAUCGUGAAGACCUUAUCCAUUUAAAUUGUGCUUAUUUUUAUUUAAUAUAUGUAUUAAUCUUGUAUUUAUUAUCUUUUAUUGUAUAAAAUGGAGGAUAUUAAUUCUGUCUUCAGUUCAUUAUUUAGUAAGAGGAAAUUGGAGCGUGAUCAAGGCGUAAAGCAAUUAAGUGAAUAUUUAAAUAACACUAAUGCUCACAAUGUACACAUUAUAGAAGAAUUGUUACUUAAACCUUUUAAAAUCACUGAAAGUGAAUGGGAAUCGAGACAUGGUGCCCUUUUGGGUGCCAAAGCACUUAUCAUGCGACUAAAAGAGCUGAACGUAGACAAUAAAUCUGAAAUCUUUUUGGAAGAUGUGUAUAAAUACUGCUUAGAAUAUUUGACAGAUACUGAAGUCAGAAUUCGAUUAGCUGCAGGGGAAACUCUUGGAAGUCUGUGUUAUUUAAAAGGUCCAGAAGUCUAUGGUCACUGUAAUGGUUAUGUAUUACAGCUCAUCAAAGAUAAUUUAGAGCGAGAUUCAAUGGAAACUAGCUCUGUCUUUGCUUCUGAUUCUGGAGAUGAGCAGUCAAGCCCUGAGCCGAAAGGCCGUGUUAGAGUAAUGAUAAAUUUUGAGUUCUUUUCUUUUGCUACUGGGUCUGAA
Molecule: messenger RNA, 659 nt
Organism: Stegodyphus dumicola
Lineage: Eukaryota; Metazoa; Arthropoda; Arachnida; Araneae; Eresidae
Biological process (GO): protein import into nucleus
Source: RefSeq, a predicted model, not a curated record